AUGAAAUUCGAUGAUAAUUAUUAUGGUUGUUGGGAAACUCAUUCGGAAUGUAAAUGUACAUCGGAUAAAAAGAUAGCCGUUCAUAUCCGCUGGAUCGAAGUACCUAUGAUUGAUAGUACUACUGAAGGUUGGCUUAAUUUUGGUCGAACAGUUAUUAAUUUAGCUACAGCAGGUAUAUCCGAAUUAGCGACCGGUUCGAAUGGUAAUCUAACACAUGAAGCCGUUGAAUGUCAAUACCAUUGUUCGGAAUGUGGUAGCAUCGGUUAUUAUACAUUCGAUUAUUCCAAUACAGGUAGAUCCUAA
Molecule: messenger RNA, 303 nt
Organism: Rotaria sordida
Lineage: Eukaryota; Metazoa; Rotifera; Eurotatoria; Philodinida; Philodinidae
Source: the annotation of a GenBank genome assembly